AUGAAGGAGACGGACCGGGAGGCUGUUGCAACAGCGGUCCAAAGGGUUGCUGGGAUGCUUCAGCGCCCGGACCAGCUGGAUAAAGUGGAGCAGUAUCGCAGAAGGGAAGCCCGGAAAAAGGCCUCCGUGGAGGCCAGAUUGAAGGCAGCCAUCCAGUCUCAGUUAGAUGGAGUGCGCACAGGCCUGAGCCAGCUCCACAAUGCACUGAACGACGUGAAGGACAUCCAGCGGUCCCUGGCCGAUGUCAGCAAGGACUGGAGACAGGGCAUCAACACCAUCGAGAGCCUCAAGGACGUGAAGGAUGCUGUGGUGCGGCACAGCCAGCUCGCUGCUGCUGUGGAGAACCUCAAGAACAUUUUCUCAGUGCCAGAGAUUGUGAGAGAAACCCAAGACCUCAUAGAGCAAGGGGCGCUCCUGCAGGCCCACCGGAAGUUGAUGGACCUGGAGUGCUCCCGAGAUGGGCUGAUGUAUGAGCAGUACCGUAUGGACAGUGGGAAUACUCGUGACAUGUCCCUCAUCCACAGCUACUUUGGGAGCACACAGGGGCUCUCUGACGAACUGGCGAAGCAACUGUGGAUGGUGCUACAGAGGUCACUGGUCACCGUCCGCCGUGACCCCACCUUGCUGGUGUCAGUUGUCAGGAUCAUUGAAAGAGAAGAAAAGAUUGACAGGCGCAUACUUGACCGAAAAAAGCAAACUAGCUUUGUUCCUCCGGGAAGGCCCAAGAAUUGGAAGGAGAAUAUGUUUAAAAUCUUGGAUAAAACUGUAAUUACCAGAAUCGAGGGCACACAGGCCGACACCAGGGAGUCCGACAAGAUGUGGCUCGUUCGCCACCUAGAAAUCAUAAGGAAGUACGUCCUAGAUGACCUCAUCGUUGCAAAAAACUUGAUGGUUCAGUGUUUUCCUCCCCAUUAUGAGAUUUUCAGGAAUCUCUUGAGCAUGUACCACCAGGCCCUGACAAUACGGAUGCAGGAGCUUGCAUCGGAAGACCUAGAAGCAAAUGAGAUUGUGAGCCUGUUGACUUGGGUUUUAAACACCUACACGAGCACAGAGAUGAUGGGAAAUGUGGAGCUGGCCCCGGAAGUGGAUGUCGGCACCCUGGAGCCUUUGCUUUCUCCAAAUGUGGUCUCUGAGCUGCUGGACACGUACAUGUCAACUCUCACUUCAAACAUCAUUGCUUGGUUGCGGAAAGCUCUAGAAACAGACAAGAAAGACUGGAUAAAAGAGACUGAGCCUGAAGCUGACCAAGAUGGGUACUACCAGACAACACUCCCGGCCAUCGUCUUCCAGAUGUUUGAACAGAAUCUUCAAGUAGCUGCUCAGAUAAGUGAAGAUUUGAAAACAAAGGUACUAGUUUUGUGUCUUCAGCAAAUGAAUUCUUUCUUAAGUAGAUACAAAGAGGAAGCUCAAUUGUAUAAAGAGGAGCACCUGAGAAACCGGCAGCACCCACACUGCUAUGUCCAGUACAUGAUUGCCAUCAUCAACAACUGCCAGACCUUCAAAGAAUCCAUAGUCAGUUUAAAGAGGAAGUAUUUAAAAAAUGAAGUGGAAGAUGGCAUGUCUCUGGGCCAGCCAAGCAUGGAUGGGAUUCUGGAUGCCAUCGCAAAGGAGGGCUGCAGCAGCUUGCUGGAGGAGGUCUUCCUGGACCUGGAGCAACAUCUCAGUGACCUGAUGACAAGAAAGUGGCUCUUGGGAUCGAACGCCGUAGACAUCAUCUGUGUCACCGUGGAAGACUAUUUCAAUGAUUUUGCCAAAAUUAAAAAGCCGUAUAAAAAGCGGAUGACAGCGGAGGCGCACCGGCGCGUGGUGGUGGAGUACCUGCGGGCUGUGAUGCAGAAGCGCAUCUCCUUCCGCAGCCCCGAGGAGCGCAAGGAGGGUGCCGAGAGGAUGGUCCGGGAGGCCGAGCAGCUGCGCUUCCUGUUCCGCAAGCUGGCGUCUGGAUUUGGUGAAGAUGCAGACGGGUACUGUGAUACGAUCAUCGCCGUUGCAGAAGUGAUUAAGCUGACAGACCCAUCCCUGCUCUACCUGGAAGUCUCGACUCUGGUCAGCAAAUAUCCAGACAUCAGGGAUGACCACAUUGGCGCACUGCUGGCCUUGCGAGGGGAUGCCAGCCGGGAUAUGAAGCAGACCAUCAUUGAGACAUUGGAGCAGGGCUCCACACAGCUGUCUCUCCAUGGCUGUCUUCAGUGGUAG
Molecule: messenger RNA, 2193 nt
Organism: Pipistrellus nathusii (Nathusius's pipistrelle)
Lineage: Eukaryota; Metazoa; Chordata; Mammalia; Chiroptera; Vespertilionidae
Source: the annotation of a GenBank genome assembly